Molecule: messenger RNA, 698 nt
Organism: Acyrthosiphon pisum (pea aphid)
Lineage: Eukaryota; Metazoa; Arthropoda; Insecta; Hemiptera; Aphididae
Product: kelch-like protein 2
Exons: 4
Coding region: 91-579 (162 amino acids)
Molecular function (GO): protein binding
Source: RefSeq, a predicted model, not a curated record
UAUGCAGUUGGUGGAGGAGAUAUCAAAAAUCCAUUAAAUAGUGUUGAGGUUUUUGACGUCAGUAUUCAAAAAUGGAGAUUGGUAGCUAGUAUGUCUACUGAAAGAUAUGAUUUGGGUGUUGGUGUACUCAAUAAUCGUUUAUAUGCGGUUGGGGGUGCUGGCAAUGGUGGAACAUUGAAAUCUGUUGAAUAUUAUGAUCCCACACUUAACACAUGGACACCAGUUGCAGAGAUGUCUACAACCCGUCAAGGUGUUGGUGUAGGAGUCUUGGAUGGUCUUAUGUAUGCUAUUGGUGGCUGUGAUGGAGAGAAUCUUAAAAGUGUUGAGGUUUAUAGACCGAGUGAUGGAGUUUGGUCUUCUGUAGCUGAUAUGGAAAUAUGCCGAUUUCGCCCCGGAGUAGUGGCAUUAGAUGGUUUAUUGUAUGUGAUAGGCGGAAGUUUUGAUGAAUUUAUCUAUAGUGAUACUGUAGAAAUUUACAACCCCAAAACCAAUACUUGGACAAUGGAGAGAUUUUCGAGAAGUGGUGUGUACAUUUAUGGUGGAGUAGUUGUUGAUAGACCACCAAAUUUUAUUAAUUAAUAUAUAGUCUUAUUGCUGAUAGUAAUAUAAUUAUAUUAAUAUAUUUAUGUAUAAUUUGUAACAAAACUUGAAUUGUUUAUUUUUCUUUGAAUGUUUGAUUAAAAUGUUUUCUUUAUAAU